This is a messenger RNA of Talaromyces marneffei, 828 nucleotides long. RefSeq lists its product as uncharacterized. Gene Ontology annotation, biological process: protein phosphorylation. Gene Ontology annotation, cellular component: EKC/KEOPS complex; cytosol; nucleus. NCBI's taxonomy places the organism in Eukaryota, Fungi, Ascomycota, Eurotiomycetes, Eurotiales, Trichocomaceae. The record is from RefSeq and is a predicted model, not a curated record. The coding region runs from base 1 to 828 and encodes 275 amino acids. The transcript has a single exon. Gene Ontology annotation, molecular function: ATP binding; protein serine/threonine kinase activity.
AUGAAUACAGAAUACACACCCCCACCCCUCCCCCCUCCCUUCGCACACUCAACCCCUCCUCCAACACUCCUCGCCCAAGGCGCCGAAGCCCGAUUAUACAAAGCCACCUUCCUAACCCCAGACACUCCCGCCGCCCUCAAAAUUCGACCUACAAAACCCUAUCGCCACGAACUACUAGACCGCCGCCUUACCCGUCAACGCGUGUUGCACGAGGCAAGAUGUCUAAUGAAACUCGUCCGGGAAGGGGUCAGUGUCCCCGCUGUACUGGCGCUGGAUUGGGAUCCUGCUACGCCCGCGACCGGGGAAAGGUCGGUUGGCGCGUGGUUGCUUAUGGAGUGGAUUGAUGGGUUGGCUGUGAAGCAUAUAUUGGAGAGAUGGGAGAAGUGGAUGAAGAAAUCAAUUGCUACCGGGGACUCUAAUUUUAACAAAGAAGAGGAAGAGAUCAAAGUGAAGGAAUUGAUGAAAAAUAUCGGUCGAACUGUCGGGGGUAUGCACAAGGUUGGCGUCGUGCAUGGCGAUCUUACAACGAGUAAUAUGAUUCUGAGGCCGGUUGAUCCUACACCGACGGGUAUUACGGAAUUGCCUUCGAUGACGGGGGAUAUAGUGUUAAUUGAUUUCGGUCUUGCGAGUAUGAGCUCUCAUGAAGAAGAUCGUGCGGUUGAUCUAUAUGUAUUGGAGCGAGCGUUUGGGAGUACACAUCCGAUGACGGAGGAUUUCUUCUCUGAAAUUCUAGAUGGCUACGCUGAGAGUUUCAAGGGCGCAAAAUUGGUCCUCAAGAAAUUAGAGGACGUGAGGAUGCGUGGCAGAAAGCGAAGUAUGCUUGGUUAG